GCAUGGCUAUGUGCUUGAGCGCAGGGCGUGGCGCGCGCUGGCAGAGGCUGACUCCGAAUCCAGCGACAUCUCUGCGGAAUCUUCUUGUGUGCUCCUUGGAACAACAACGUUAUUCGACCACGAAAGCUGCGAGCUCCGCAAAACCGGCGACCGCUUCUUUGAGCCCACGAUGGCUGUCCGAUGUCAAGCAGCGAAUCGGUCACUGUAUCACAUUCGGCCUGAAGCCAGACCAGACGGAUGAUGCGGGACACAUUCUGAAAGAGAUAGCACGAGAUUGGAGAGAGCUUGUCGCAGGCAGCGAGGGCUUCCUGACAGACAAGACCAGGCUGAGCAUGUACCGAAGGGAGGUGAUUUGGGGCGAGAUGGACUCAAUGGGUCACGUCAAUAAUGUCGUAUACAAUCGCUAUGCAGAGAGCGGGCGUAUUGGCUGGGCGCAGAAAUAUGCUCGACACAUCGAUCCCGAGCACGCAGAGCAAUGGAGGGAUCUCAUGACUCCUAAAGGCGAGGGAUUACUGCUGAGGAAGAUCACGACGGAGUUCAAGUUCCCCAUGGUAUAUCCUGAUCAUGUCACCAUCUACCACAAACUGUCGUCGCGGCCGGAAGAGGGAACAGACAAUUUCGAUAUGCAUGUUAUCAUCUUGUCGGAACUACAUCAACGACCUGCCGCUCGACUGAUCGAAGACUGCGUACUGUACGACUAUCGCAGGGCGAAGAAGACUCCACUUCAACCGUGGAUGUUGAAAGUGUUGCAGAAAACAUGGGAUCUGCAAGAAGAAGCCAAACGAGUCAACAGCCAGCGUGUUCACAGCAUCCUGGACAGAGUUCGAAAACUGGAGACCGACUCUUGGGACCGGGAGGAUGCCGUAGAAGACAUGGGUUCCGCGAGCAAGUGAACGGGCCGGCCAAGGAUGCACCUACUCACUCAUCUGGAAUCAACGUGUUGACCAUCCGACUGCUGCCACGCUUGAUCGCCCUUGCACCCUCAGCACCCACCACCGGCAACUGCU
Molecule: messenger RNA, 1007 nt
Organism: Zymoseptoria tritici IPO323
Lineage: Eukaryota; Fungi; Ascomycota; Dothideomycetes; Mycosphaerellales; Mycosphaerellaceae
Exons: 1
Molecular function (GO): fatty acyl-CoA hydrolase activity
Source: RefSeq, a predicted model, not a curated record